Erpetoichthys calabaricus (reedfish) is the source of this 1772-nucleotide messenger RNA. RefSeq names its product potassium voltage-gated channel, delayed-rectifier, subfamily S, member 3a (gene kcns3a). Gene Ontology annotation, biological process: potassium ion transmembrane transport; protein homooligomerization. Bases 53 to 1540 code for a protein of 495 amino acids. Gene Ontology annotation, molecular function: protein binding; voltage-gated potassium channel activity. NCBI's taxonomy places the organism in Eukaryota, Metazoa, Chordata, Cladistia, Polypteriformes, Polypteridae. The record is from RefSeq and is a predicted model, not a curated record. The transcript has a single exon. Gene Ontology annotation, cellular component: membrane; voltage-gated potassium channel complex.
UGAAGCCUUAACUUUGCAAGCCUAUAAAAUUGUUUCAUGCCCAGGCAUAACAAUGGUGUACGGACAGAUCCUCCAUAGAAGUGGGACAGAGGAGGAGGUCAUUAACUUGAAUGUUGGAGGUUUCAAGAAGAAAAUCAACCAGAGUACCCUGCUGAAGUUCCCUCAGACCCGACUGGGUAGACUUUUGAACUGCAAAUCGGAAGAGGCCAUUUUGGAGCUGUGUGAUGAUUACAGUGUGGUGGAUAAAGAGUAUUAUUUUGACAGGAGUCCUUGCUUAUUUAGAUAUGUCCUGAACUUUUACUACACUGGAAGGCUUCAUGUAAUGGAAGAGCUGUGUGUGUUUUCCUUUAGCCAGGAAAUUGAAUACUGGGGGAUCAACAUGCUUUCUUUGGAUUCCUGUUGCAGCAACAGAUAUCAGGAACGCAAAGAGGAUGUCUCAAACAAAGAUUGGGAUCAAAAAAGUGAUGAACAGCAGAGCUACGAUUCUUCUUUUGAAGAACUGUCGGCAUUGGACAAAGAAAUGGAGAAAUUUGAAGGUGCCUGGUGCUCUAAUAUUAGAAAGAAUGUGUGGCUUAGAAUUGAGUACCCUGGCUAUUCUUUGCCUGCUAAACUUUUUGCCAUUGCUUCCUUGAGUGUGGUGCUCACAUCUAUUGCCGCCAUGUGUGUACAUAGCAUGCCUGAAUUCCAAGUUUUUGACGCCAAUGAUAACGAAAUUGAGGAUCCCAUCUUGGUUGUGCUAGAGAUUGUAUGCAUCAUCUGGUUUUCCGCUGAAUUUGUGGUCCGCUUGACUGUUGCUCCUUGUCUUCGAAAGUUUUUUACUAAUCCUUUAAACACCAUAGACUUUGUGUCUAUUAUUCCUUUCUAUGCCACCCUUGCAGUUGACAAAGUAGACGAAGAGAGUGAGGAUUUGGAAAACGUUGGGAAGGUGGUUCAAAUAUUGCGCCUCAUGAGAAUUUUUCGAAUCCUUAAGCUUGCUCGACAUUCAGUAGGGCUUCGAUCACUUGGGGCCACACUAAGACACAGCUACCAUGAGGUUGGACUGUUGCUUUUGUUCUUGGCAGUUGGGAUUUCAAUCUUUUCUGUGCUUGUCUACUCCGUGGAAAAAGAUGAAGAUGAAUCUGCACUGCACAACAUUCCUGUGGGCUGGUGGUGGGCAACAAUUAGUAUGACCACAGUUGGUUAUGGUGAUACAUAUCCAGUGUCUUUAGCAGGGAAGCUGAUUGGCAGUUUAUGCAUUAUUUGUGGAAUACUGGUAGUUGCUUUGCCAAUCACCAUCAUUUUCAAUAAAUUUUCAAAGUACUACCAGAGGCAGAAAUUAGUGGACGUCGACCAAUGCAAUGGAGAGAGUAAGGAUCAGGUGCCCAGUCUUCCAUAUUUUAAUGUCCGGGAUCUGUAUGCCCAAAGGAUGAAUUCCUUCAUUGCUAGUCUCUCAUCAAUAAGCAGUAUGUCCAGUGACCAAGAUUGCACUGACCCUUCAAGCAUUCAAGAGACAGACACUCUAUACAACGCAAAUGCAUUGAACAACGGUACUGCAAAGUAGGUUCAUUCAUGCUUAGUUUGUGUCCUUCUAAGUUCUUACUUAAAGCACUUUAUGACUCUCAGGGCAUACAUUUGUUUUCAUGUCAGGUUUACUCAAUGUGGUUUGAAAGCAGAGGAAUUUUCAAGUUCAGGAUAUUGUCAAGCAGCAAGUUUACCGGACUUGUCCUUUCUCUUAGUUGAUAAUAUACAAACUGUCCUUCAUACAACAUGUCAACACAUAUAAGCCUGUGAUG